Trametes versicolor FP-101664 SS1 is the source of this 1214-nucleotide messenger RNA. Its product is annotated as Aldo/keto reductase. The coding region runs from base 146 to 1114 and encodes 322 amino acids. The record is from RefSeq and is a predicted model, not a curated record. The transcript is spliced from 9 exons. Lineage: Eukaryota; Fungi; Basidiomycota; Agaricomycetes; Polyporales; Polyporaceae.
ACGGAGCCACCAUGGCGUGGAGGUCGUCCAUGUAACUUUGUAAGCAAUCCCACUGCGCCCUUCUCUACUCUUAUCGCCCAAGCUGCUGCGAUAUCUAGCAAACCGAGCACCCCGCGCGUACCUGCACACCCGUCUGCUGUCCACCAUGUCGUCCACGAAGAUCCCGCUGCUCUUUGGCACCAUGACCAUGGGAGAGGCCGGAAAGAACGGCGUGCGCACGGCCGAUCUCAAGGAAUGCCAGGAGAUCCUCGACACGUUCUUCUCGCAUGGACACAAGGAGCUCGACACGGCGCGGGUGUACGCUGAAGGCACCACCGAGCCUCUGCUGGCGAAGCUCGACCUGAAGGGUGCCACGAUCGAUACGAAGGUGUACCCGGUGACGCCAGGCGACCAUGCGCCUGCUAAGCUUCGGGCGACCUUCGAGACCUCGUUGAAGUUACUCGCGCCGCUCAAGGUCAGGGUGCUGUACCUGCACGCGCCCGAUCGGACCGUGCCUUUCGAGGACACAGUCCGAGAGAUCAACGAGCUCCACAAGCAAGGGCUCUUUGAGAUCUUUGGACUGAGCAACUACGCGGCGUGGGAGGUCGCCGAAAUAGUCGGCAUCUGCAAGGCCAACGGCUGGGUCCAGCCCAAGAUUUACCAGGCCAUGUACAAUGCCGUCACCCGCGAAAUAGAGCCCGAACUCGUGCCUUGCCUGCGCAAGUAUGGUAUCCGCCUUGUCAUCUACAAUCCGCUUGCCGGUGGAUUCUUCGCAGGGAAGGUCGCCGCCCCCGACGCGCAGGCCCCCGAGGGCGGGCGCUUCGACCCGAGCAGCGCGAUGGGCAAGAUGUACCGCGCACGGUACUUCAAGAACGGCUUCUUCGACGCGCUCAACUACCUCAAGCCCAUCGCGGAGAAGCACCAGCUGCGGCUGACCGAGAUCGCCCUGCGCUGGUGCCAGUACCACUCCGUGCUCACACCCGAGGAUGGCAUCAUCCUGGGGGCGAGCAGCGCGGCGCAGCUCAAGCAGAACUUGGAGGACAGCGAGAAGGGGCCGCUGCCGGAGGAUAUCCUGAAGGCGUUGGACGAGGCGCGUCUGAUCGUCGGGGCCAGCGCGCCCACGUACUGGCGGUAAGCGGAGGUGUCAUGCGAGAAGUAAUAACACGCGUCGCGCACGUAACGGCGUCAUUGUACGAACAGGUAUGGGAAUGAUAGGACCCGAUGCUGCUUUGUCA